Messenger RNA from Centruroides sculpturatus (bark scorpion), 1509 nucleotides. Its product is annotated as gastrula zinc finger protein XlCGF8.2DB-like. Gene Ontology annotation, biological process: regulation of transcription by RNA polymerase II. Gene Ontology annotation, molecular function: RNA polymerase II cis-regulatory region sequence-specific DNA binding; DNA-binding transcription factor activity, RNA polymerase II-specific. Lineage: Eukaryota; Metazoa; Arthropoda; Arachnida; Scorpiones; Buthidae. Bases 260 to 1045 code for a protein of 261 amino acids. The record is from RefSeq and is a predicted model, not a curated record. The transcript has 4 exons.
CAACCAUUUCUAAUCGCGCCUGUGCUCGAGAUUCAGGAAGGGCGGCCAUGAUGGUCCCAGAUAGUAAACUUCAACCGAAACGGAAAGUAGAGGAAGAGAAUAGUCUAGUGAAAAGAAAGGAAGUUCAGAAUGAAGCCAGCUAAAAUUACAGUGAAAGAAUCUCCAGAAGAAAGCUGAUCUUCACCUGAAAAUAGAGAAAAGAGAAACUGACAAGGAGACGAACGAAAUUCAAUUUCGCAAGAAUGAAAUCCAUCAUUUAAUGUUAGGCAAGGAGAAAUGGAACCAAAAACAAUUUUCAUGUAAACGCUGUAAGAAAAAUUUCAAAACUAAACAAAAUUUGCAAAAUCAUGAAAGAAUCCAUACAGGAGAGAAGCCUUUUAGUUGUGACAAGUGCAAAGAGAAAUUUACACAAAAAUCAAGCUUAAUUCAACACCUUCGGGUACACACUGGAGAAAAGCCUUACGCUUGUGACGAGUGUAAAAAGAAGUUUACACACAGAUCAACCUUAAUUAAACACCUUCGGAUCCACAAUGGUGAAAAGCCUUACAGUUGUGACGAGUGUAAACAGAAGUUUACACAAAAAUCAAGCUUAAUUAAACACCUUCGAAUUCACACAGGAGAAAAGCCUUACAGUUGUGAAGUGUGUAAAAAGAAGUUUACACACAGAUCAACCUUAAUUAAACACCUUCGGAUCCACAAUGGUGAAAAGCCUUACAGUUGUGACGAGUGUAAACAGAAGUUUACACAAAAAUCAAGCUUAAUUAAACACCUUCGAAUUCACACAGGAGAAAAGCCUUACAGUUGUGAAGUGUGUAAAAAGAAGUUUACACAAAAAUCAAGCUUAAUUGAACACCUUCGGCUCCACACUGGAGAAAAGCCUUAUAGUUGUGACGAGUGUAAAAAGAAGUUUACAAAAAGAUCAAACUUAAUUGAACACCUUCGGAUCCACACUGGUGAAAAGCCUUACUGUUGUGACGAGUGUAAACAGAAAUUUACAUGGAAAUCACAGUUAAUUAGACACCUUUGGAUUCACAACAGACGAUAGCCAUAUGAAUACUAAUUAUGUACAGCGAAUUUCAUUUGAAGCCAAGAUUUAACAGUAGAUUAAAAUAUUCACACUUUGAAAUUUUCAAGGAAUGUUAUUUUUAAUUUUUAUUGAUGUAGAAUUAUCGAAAGAUGUAAAAAAACUGGUUUUAAAUUGUAAUGAUCAUCUUCGACUUUCUGAAAUGUUUUAACUAAGAAACAUUACAAUAUUCAAUAUAUAUUUAAAAUGUUAUUAUAUACUUGUACGUGUUUUAUAUAUACAUAUUAUGGGACUUUAUGAGCAUGUUUUUAAUUUGUUUCAUUUUUUGUCAGACAAAAGCCGUCUUAUCAUACUAAAUCUUUUGGUGUUUAUAUCCUAGUUUUUACUUUUGGUACGAAGAAAUUUUAUGCAGUAAGUCAAAAGUUAAAUUUUUAGCUGCAAUUUCAAUAAAUUGUUAGACCAGUAAAUUCUCACUGUCAUCUCCG